This is a messenger RNA of Lachancea thermotolerans CBS 6340, 1251 nucleotides long. RefSeq names its product Asa1p (gene ASA1). The coding region runs from base 1 to 1251 and encodes 416 amino acids. Lineage: Eukaryota; Fungi; Ascomycota; Saccharomycetes; Saccharomycetales; Saccharomycetaceae. The record is from RefSeq and is a predicted model, not a curated record. The transcript has a single exon. Gene Ontology annotation, molecular function: protein binding.
AUGCAAGGUCAUCAACCAGCAGCGUAUACGCUUCGUAAGCAUGAAACAGAGGUUACGUGCUUGAAAGUGGUUAGUUGGGAACCUUACCCAGUUCUUGCAUCAGGGGACGCAAAGGGCGAAUUGUACUUAUGGAAUCUAGUUACCAGAAGACCAUUCGCGGGCUACAAACUUGAAACGAAAGCCCAAAUCAUCUAUAUUAAGUGGUUAAACAACUAUUUGAUUGUUCUCUCAAAGGAUCAUACGCUCAGGUUUUUACAGUUGCAUAACGAGACCGCUGUAGCUAUAAGAGGCUGGGCUGGAAACCAAUUUGAAUUGCAGAGCUUCAAAAUAGUAUACGAAGUUCCCGUGAAUACUCUGAACUUCGCCAACGUGGUUGUCACACAUAUGAGAGAGAGCCAGUAUCGCCUCUGGUGCUGCAACACCAUGGACUCGGAGUCGAUAGAUGUCUACGAGUUUGAUGUGAAGGAGCAGCGCUCGUUGAGAAGGCUGGUCAGUGGGAUCAAUCUCUACAAGGCCAUCAUAAAAGCGGGAAACUGGAGCACCGGCGAAUCCUUGGACAAAACGGGGAUUGUAAUGUGCUUUCUCGAGCAUAACGGUGUAGUUUAUCUCGGCUAUGAGUGUGGUUUUGUCCUCGGCCUUCAGCUAGUUGAACGCAGCGGUGAGAAUCCAACUAUUGUGGUAAGUUAUGUGUCUUCUGUGCACUACCCCGAGCCCGUUCUUUCGUUGUGCUAUAAUGAGCGCGAAGAAGUUAUUUUGAGUUCCUCUACAAAUGAUGCUAUUGGCGUACACGCACUUCAAGCUCACUCAGUCAAUGUGAGCGAGUCGGAAAUAGCUUUUUUCAGUAUUGAAGAGGGCAUCGCAAUUAAAAGAGAUCUCACUUUGAUCAAUAAAUCUAUUCACUUGCCUACUAGUAAAAUUGGGCAUCUUGGAUGUGUUGAUGGUAGGUUAAUUGCAGUUGAUUGGAGCGGGCGGACCCUGGUCUGUGAAAAAGAUGAAACAAAGUUUUGCUUUUCCAAGCAACGCAGUAAUGUCUUGGUUGAUGAGUCAAGCGCGGGAACAUUCGAUCAGGGAAAAGCACCCAGGUGUCACAUUAAGGCCACCAGCAUGGCUUGUAUUGGAAAACAGACCCUAAGAGAACUGCGAGGCAUACGCAGAGGCGAAAAAAGGCGCACAGAACUAUGUGCUAAUCGCAGCUGGUGUUUUACGGGAUAUGAAGAUGGAAGCGUUAUAAUGCAAAGUUUUGAAACUUGA